GACAAUGACACGGGUAAAUGUUGGACAGGCUGGAGUCUCAGCCUUUUCUGUCUGGGCUGACGUGCUAAUAGCGACGGGCGUGUCUUAGUGCUUACUAGAUGUCUGGGUCGGAGUACUAACACCUGCUAGCGGAGCUUCAUUCAUCCAUAAGGCUGCGGGGUGCUCGGGAAUAUAAAGCGCAGUCAUGUCUCCAGGCUGCCAAUUCUUUUCUCAUUCAACAGUAUCUCACCAAGCGCUAAUAACAGCACAUUUUCAAUGGCAUCUCCUUUCCAAUCCCCGUUCCCUCUCCCUGGAGUCGAGCACGGCCAGCGCAUCCUCACAUCCGUAAUCGAAGCCAGAGCCAAAGCAAACAACACCCCAGCAUGGGUUUCCGUUCCGAUCAAUGAUCAGGACCUGUCACAGGGAUUUCGCGACAUCAGCUUCAAGGAGCUGAACAACGCGGCCAACCAUGCAGCACACUGGUUGAAGCAGAACCUGCCUCCGACGUCUGAGCCAUUCCAGUGUUUCGCCUAUGCUGGACCGAAGGAUCUUCGAUACCAGAUUCUGGCGGUGGCAGCGGCGAAGGUGCAGAAGGUGAUGGUCCUGCCCUCGCCGCUAGUCACGGCGGAAGCUCAGCUGCACAUUCUCGAGAAGAAAGGAUGCACCGUCUACUUGAGACCGUCGUCAAUGGAAGCGCCUGUUGCAGAGAUCUUAAAAGCAGCUCCACAUGUCCAAACAGUCACGGUGCCAGACAUCGAAGCCUUCAUGCAAGAGGCAGAAGCAGAACCAGUCAACUACAGCAAGACAUUCGAGGAAGGCAAAGCUGAUCCAUGGCUAGUAUUCCACACAUCAGGCACAACAGGGAACCCCAAACCAGUAACCUAUACGCACGAAAUGAUGGCCGGAGCCGACAUUGUCGCCUCACUCCCAGACAUCGGCGAGACCCAAAUCCACCACUACGCCCAGCGCCGCUGCUACACCCCACUCCCAUCCCUCCACUUCGUAGGCAUGACCCUCUCCCUCUGCAUGACGACCUUCAUCCACAUGACCGCCGUAAUCGGCCCACCAACGCCACCGACUCCCUCAACCAUAAUCUCCCUCCUCCAGCACGGCAACAUCACCACAGCCAUGUUCCCCCCGUCCCUAAUCGACGCCCUAACCCUCACCCCAGAGGGCCUCUCCGCCCUCCGCUCCCUCCACUACAUCCACUACGCGGGCGCCCCCUUAUCCCGCAAAACCGCCCCCCUACUACUCCCCCACGUCCCCGUGAUCCCGGGAGUCGGCAGCACCGAAUCGGGCGGGUACUUCACAGAACUGCACCCCUACCAGAGCGACGCAUGGGACUACCUGACCUUCAACAAGCAGCACACAGGGGUAGUAUUCGAACCACGCGGCUACGACUCAACCACAACCACCUCAUCCCAACUGCACGAACUCGUCUUCAUCCGCUCGCCUACCUGCGCCCUCCAACCCAUCUUCAAACUGUACCCGGACCUCACACGCUUCGAAACGAAGGAUCUAUGGCAAGAGCACCCGAUCCACAAGGGACUAUGGAAGAUUAUCGGACGGGUCGAUGACUACGUGUACUUGUCGCACGGGGACGGGGUGAAUGCUGCGCUGUUGGAGCAGGAGAUUGUGGCGCAUCCGCGGGUCAAGAAUGCGUUGAUUGGGGGACAUGGAAGGGAUAGACCGGUGUUGGUGGUUGAGGCGGUGGAGGGGGUGGAUGUAAAGGAUGAAGGGAAGAGGAGGGAGUGGGUGGAGUCGUUGAGGCCGUAUAUUGAGAGGGUUAAUGGACGGUGUCAUGAGUGUGUGCGGUUAGGGAUGGAGAGGGUGGUUGUGGCGAGCAGGGAGAAGCCGUUUGUGUUGACGGGGAAGGGCAGUGUCGCGCGAUGGAGGACGUUGGAGUUGUAUGAGGGGGAGAUUGGGGAGGUUUGUGCGUAGGGUUGAUUAGUAUAUAGUAGAUUGGUAGUUGUGGGGGGUGGAUGUUUGAAAAAGGUAUAUUGAAAGUACUGUAUGGAUAGGCGGGUUUGUUCUCCGCUGAUAUAGAUCUACUGAAGUAAAUAUAGAUUGCAGCUGUGCGGGAAUUGAUAGCAUUCCUAGUAUUUCGAUUAUAUACACCCAACUCCUGAAAAUCUGGCCAAUGCAAUCGAUCAAUUCCUUUGUUACAGUAGACCAACCCCGUUACUUUUUUCACAUAUACACAUCAAUUCAAUCCAGCAGAAUCAUGUCCCAUCUUCGCCAAACAAAUCAAUGGGUAUCUAGAUAUCCGUCAACCAAGCCGUCCCAAAACUCAAUACAAGCACGCCAAGACAAUCCACAACUCCAAACGCGCUAUACAUAAACUAACUCUCAAAUCAAUCAACAAUACGCACCCGCACGCCGUCCAUCCCCAUCGACGACGUCAACUGAUC
Aspergillus piperis CBS 112811 is the source of this 2390-nucleotide messenger RNA. RefSeq names its product putative AMP-binding enzyme. The coding region runs from base 256 to 1920 and encodes 554 amino acids. The transcript has 4 exons. Lineage: Eukaryota; Fungi; Ascomycota; Eurotiomycetes; Eurotiales; Aspergillaceae. The record is from RefSeq and is a predicted model, not a curated record.